Messenger RNA from Phycodurus eques (leafy seadragon), 5838 nucleotides. It is a transcript of the gene peli1b, whose product is annotated as pellino E3 ubiquitin protein ligase 1b. The record is from RefSeq and is a predicted model, not a curated record. Bases 191 to 1459 code for a protein of 422 amino acids. Gene Ontology annotation, biological process: protein K48-linked ubiquitination; regulation of Toll signaling pathway. Lineage: Eukaryota; Metazoa; Chordata; Actinopteri; Syngnathiformes; Syngnathidae. Gene Ontology annotation, molecular function: ubiquitin protein ligase activity; protein binding. The transcript has 6 exons.
UGGAGCUGAGGCUCAGCUGACCCUUCCCCGUCCUCCUCCUCCUCCUCUUCCUCCUCUCCCACCCGUGUUCCACUUAACUCAGCACCACCCCCAACUCCCUGUCCCGCUUCCUCCUUUUCCCUAUCUGCCUCGCGAGCCCCCCACCCCUCCGCUGCAGCCCAGCCAGACGUCCAUCCAUCAGCCGAGCCCGAUGUACUCCCCCGAGCAGGAGAACAUCUGCACCACUUCCAUCAAAGUGCCAGUCAAGUAUGGAGAGCUCAUUGUGCUUGGGUACAAUGGCUCUUUGCCCAACGGCGAUCGAGGCCGACGCAAAAGCCGCUUUGCGCUCUGCAAACGGCCGAAAGCCAACGGAGUCAAACCCAGUACGGUUCACGUCGCCUGCUCUCCACAGGCUGCCAAGGCCAUCAGCAACAAAGACCAGCACAGCAUCUCAUACACGCUGUCCAGAGCCCAGACGGUGGUGGUGGAGUACACACACGACAGCAAUGUAGACAUGUUCCAGGUGGGUCGUUCCACGGAGAGCCCAAUAGACUUCGUGGUGACGGACACGGUGGUGGGCAGCCCGAGCAACGGCGACACCCAAACGGUCCAGAGCACCAUCUCACGCUUCGCCUGCCGCAUCAUGUGCCAGCGCACGCCGCCUUACACCGCCCGCAUCUACGCGGCCGGCUUCGACUCGUCCAAGAACAUCUUCCUCGGGGAGAAAGCGGCUAAGUGGAAGACGGCCGACGGGCAGAUGGACGGCCUGACCACCAACGGCGUGCUGGUGAUGCACCCUCGCCACGGCUUCAGCCAGGACUCCAGGCCCGGCGUGUGGCGCGAGAUCUCCGUGUGCGGGAACGUCUUCACCCUGCGAGAGACGCGCUCUGCACAGCAGCGGGGGAAGAUGGUGGAGGCGGAGUCUCAGGAGCUGGUGGACGGCUCCCUGAUCGACCUGUGCGGCGCCACGCUGCUUUGGCGCACGGCCGAGGGUCUGUCGCGCACGCCCACCCUCAAGCACCUGGAGGCCCUGCGGCAGGAGAUCAACGCGGCGCGCCCGCAGUGCCCCGUGGGCUUCAACACGUUGGCCUUCCCCUCCAUGCGGCGCAAGGACACGCCGGACGAGAAGCAGCCGUGGGCGUACCUGCGCUGCGGCCACGUGCACGGCUACCACGACUGGGGCAACCGGCGCGAGGAACGCGACGGGCGGCAGCGCGAGUGCCCCAUGUGCCGCGCCAAGGGGCCCUACGUGCCCCUGUGGCUGGGCUGCGAGGCCGGCUUCUACGUGGACGCCGCGCCGCCCACCCACGCCUUCGGCCCCUGCGGCCACGUCUGCUCGGAGAAGACGGCCGCCUUCUGGAGUCAGAUCCCGCUGCCGCAUGGCACGCACACCUUUCACGCCGCCUGCCCCUUCUGCGCCCACCAGCUGAGCGGCGAGCGCGGCUUCGUCAGACUCAUCUUCCAAGGACCCCUGGACUAGAGGACGCCGCGUUUGGACGUCUUUUUUUGUUUGUUUUUGUUUUGUUUUUUUACGGGGGGUUGUUGUUGUCUCGCUCUCAGUUUUAAGUGACCUUUUUGAGUAUUCCUUUUCAUGACAAAGAUUUCUAUAUUUUCCACCGAGACAAAACUGCUGGAGAGACUUUGUGAUUGUGACGACAACAACAACAGUAUUUAUCCCAAACCAAAAGCUACAGUACGGCUUAUUGUUCUCGUACUACAGGGUGUUCCCAAAGAAAAUCUACUCACUCUUAUACUACCCAACAAUUUGCCAUUUUGGGCUUUUGGGUGAAAUUUCAGGAUUGCGGCCUCAUCUUAAUGUAUUGGGUACUCGUAAAGGCUGCCGUUACCAGCAAAAUUUGCGCUACACUCCGGCAGUUUGACGCAUUGCAAAUGAUCAUGCGCGUCAGAAAGGAAGGUCUUUGUUCCCAACAAGUUGUCUUUGGGUUCAUUAACGUUUGAUGAAUCAGUGAGAUACUUUGUAUCAGUGAGUACACGGGUGAAUACUCAUACUGGAAUCAGUCUGAAAAAAAGAAGAAAAAAAAAGUACAGUGGUGCCUUGAGAUAAAAGUUGAAUUGCGUUACAUAACCCAAUCGUACCUCUAAUCAUCUUUUCACAUUAAAAUGAAUAAGAAUGCUACUCGAGCGAUACUAGAAAGCACCCAAAUGUUUUUUGUUGUUGUUUUUUUUCACAUUUUAAACUGAUUCAUUGCCAGCCGUUUUCAAAGCAGUGUACCACAUAUUGCCAGCUGUCUUCGAGCAUUUUAACUGAUCUUUCAAGACCCACACAUUAUUGUGUUCCGGGACAAUAUAAGCACAAAGAAAGAGUAAACUCUCACCCUUCACCAGAAGUAAAAAGUUUGUUUCUAGCUUUUUUCCAUUGUUUAGUAAUCAGCAGUAGAUGGGCUGGUUUCAGCAAAAACACCGGUAUUUUUUUGCUUAUAUGACACCUCAAGCUAUAAAUAAGACUGAGAAGGGGCUUUUGAUGGCAAAAAAAAAAAAAAAGAUUUACAGAUAUCCAAUUUAGAAACACACCGUGAGUGACACUGACUCACCGCAUGGCUGGAGUUGAACGUCACUGUCUUUUUUACAUGCCGUACGUCAUUCACUCCAUCUUUUCUCACGAUUGGAACACACUUUCGAAUACCUAUCGCAAAACAUACAUUCCGUGUAUACCACACAAAAAAAUACUCUCUAGGAGUGUGAGGUGCCUGAACUUGUCCGUCUUCCAACAUGUUGGCAUUUCUCUCCAAUCUUUAUCUUCUCCGCAAAAGCUGUGCUGACCGCAAAGCUGAAGCGAUGCAACGCCGCCAUCUACGGGGAUCGGGUGGUCAUUACAGUGAUUCACAAACCUGAAUUUUCAGAACUCUCAAGACACCACCGAACUCUCUGCACAACUUGCUGCUCUCUAACAAGCUGAAUGCCAAUCAGGUGGCGCCAAUGCACUACUUUUCUAUUGAUGGGGCUCUGGCGACAUCUUGUGGCAUCUUAGGCGUUACCGAAAGAGAGGGAAAAUUUGUAGGGCAAGACAAAAAUUUUUGGGACACCCUGUACGUCUCGUUCGCGAAUUUAAACUUUUAUUUUUUAUUUAUGACCCUCAGUGCAUCACAUGGCCUCUCACGUAAAAAAAAAAAAAAAAAAAAAAAGACAAUUUCCAAUCUUUUUACUUUGCAGAUUGUUGCGUGUUCUGAGGGCUUGUUUUCCCCGAGGUUACGUCUUUCUUGUUUUUUGUGUGUGUGUUUGUCGUAUUUAAACGUUUUGUCCUGUGUUCGCUUGUCCAAGCCGUCGUCGACAAAAGCAAUACCCUUUUCUGAAAGCAAACCUCCUGAAGCAUUGUGGGAAGUCCGAGUGACGCCUCCUUUUGUAACCCUUUAACGCAGCGCAGCCAUGUAGCAUCACACACACACACACACACACACACACACACACACACAAACAAAUCUGAGUUGAAAAGAUUAUUGUGACCACUGUUACGAAUGCCAGAGUUGUUUAUUGCUUUGAAAACAUUUACUGUAUAUCCACGAACGUACAUGUACAUUCUGUCGACAAAUCAUUUGGACGCCCUCACAAAAAAGUGUUGCGUUUCGUUGCGAGUCCUCUGACGAAACUGCUGACCGCGAUUUAUGAUCCCUUAUUUUCGUCAUGAUCGUUCUUAACCCUUUUUUGAAAGGCUAAAACAGGCUUGAAAGCCGAACCCAAGGGUUUGAAGGCAAUUUAGGGUUUCAAAAAACAAGGGUUAGGGUUUGAAUUCAAGUUAGAGUCAAAUUAAGGUAUCAAGACAAGGUAGAGUUUCAAGUUAGGGUUUGAAGCCUGGAUUAGGGUUGCAAACAAGGGAAACACUCAUUUAAAACCUGAACCAUUGUUUCAGUCCCUAAUUUGAAACCCUAAUCCAGUUUUGCAACCAUAUUUUGAAAGUCUUGACCCAGACUUGAAACCUUACUUUGAAACCUAAACCUGACUUCAAACUCUUAAUGUAAACCGUAGCCCAGGCUUGAAAACCUUCAUUUCAAACCCGAACCAUCGGCUCCAAACCCUAACUUGAAACCUCAACCCAGAAUUUGAAACCCUAACAUUGGCUUCAAUUCCAAAUUUGAAACCCUAUAACUCAUGUUUGAAGCCCUAAUUUGGCACCCUAAUCUUGGCUUUAAAUCUAAAUUUGAAACCCAAACAGUUGUUUGAAACCCUAAGACAGGUUUCGAAAACUUCAAACGCUCUUUGAAAACGAACGGAAAAAAUCAGUCUUUGCUAAUUGCGCCUCUUGGAUUUAUCGCGAGAUGUGGCGACCGACGCUCCCGCAUUUUGGCACAGGCUUCCUUCACUUCCGGCUUUUUUUCUCGCACACAUUUCAACUAUUUCACACGUCGUCGCUGUCUAGUAAACAUAAACAUGUAAGGAAACAACUACAGAUGUUUACUAUAACAAGAACAAAAAUGGAGCUACAUGCUUUUUAUUGUACAACGACGACCUGUCCUGUUUGUUUUAUUUUUUACUUUUUGGUCCACCGUGUGUCCGCCCGUAGUGAUGAUGUCAUCAAUAACCGCCAAGUAGUUUGACGUCACGUUUGAUAACUGUCAUUUCUCCGAGUCAAGCAACUGGCGUCGUCGCGCAUCAAAUGUCGUCACACUCGCACCCGAAGUGUCCCGCGAGCUCACCUCAGGGAGCCCAAGAUAGAAAAUCUGUGGCACGCGCACAAACACGCGCAUCCCUGUUGCCAUCACAACCGCGCCCAAUUUUCCAAAUAUGGAAGAAAGGUCUCCUCACCGGUCCUGUCAAUCAUCAUGACACGCACGUGCUCGUCCGUUCUAAAUGUUUUUUGUUUUUUGAAGGUGCAAAAGAGCAAAAUAAUGUUUUUCUAAUAACUUUAAACAAUAAAUUGGAAAAAAAAAAAGUUGAGUGUGGUUUUUGGGCACAGACAAAAUAAUAAUAAAAAACUGGAGUACGUCAGGAAGUCACACUACCUGUAAACAAACCCUAACCCUUAAUUUGAAAACCUAACACUUGGUUUAAAAAUCAACAUUUUAAACACCAACCCUUAUCUGAAUUCUUAACUUGAAACUUCUCAACACCCUACUAGAAGGUUUUAAACCCUAACCCUGCCUUGCAACCCGACUUUGAAACUAAACCUGUUUAAAAACCCUAAACCAAGCUUUAAACAUAAUGUGAAACACUUAUCCCAGUUUGAAACCUCAACCCAAGCUUGAAACCCUGCCUGAGGCUUGAAACACUCACAUUGAUUUGAGACUCUUACUUUGAAACACUAAAUCCUGGCUUCAAACGGAAUUUGAAACCCAAAUCCAUGUUUGAAACUCUCCGACUUGAAACCAUACUUUGAAACCCUAACCUUGUCUUAAAAACCAACAUUGAAACCCUAUAACCCAAGCUUGACACCCUAAUUUGAAACAUUUAUGAUGGUUUGAAACCUUAGUCCUGGCUUGAAACCUCUACUUUGAAACCCUAAUCCUUGGUUGAAAAGCUACCCCUUUCUAUUUGUUGUACUUACAUAUUUUCUAUGCUAUGUCAAAAAAUUGACAGCCCAGUCAGGUACAGAACAGUAUUAAUCAGUGUGCUAUAACAUGAUUAAAAAAACUCCUCUCAGCCAUAUUUCAGUGUAUGAUAUUACAGUUUAAUUAGACCUCAGUCACACUUCAACACUUAUUGCUGGCGUUCAGUCUUGUCGCUGUGUGUGUGUGUGUGUUUGGCCUCUCCUGGUGUUUGACAGCACACAAAAAAAAAAAUUAUAAUGCACAAUAUUGGGACAUGAGAUGAGUACAGACAGUACAAAAGGCCUUGAACUUCUUUUCGCUCAGAUUACUUUAGUCUUUGAUAUUAAUAUAAAGUAUUAUAUAACAGUAUCAUGCUAUA